Molecule: messenger RNA, 1782 nt
Organism: Kockovaella imperatae
Lineage: Eukaryota; Fungi; Basidiomycota; Tremellomycetes; Tremellales; Cuniculitremaceae
Product: major facilitator superfamily domain-containing protein
Exons: 2
Coding region: 77-1420 (447 amino acids)
Biological process (GO): transmembrane transport
Cellular component (GO): fungal-type vacuole membrane
Molecular function (GO): transmembrane transporter activity
Source: RefSeq, a predicted model, not a curated record
CGAGUCUUUGCGAGUCGAAUUCUGCCAACCCAACUGUCUGACUCGAUGUAUUCAUACAGUUUGAUCGCUCAACACAAUGAACCAGAUCCCUUUACGCCCUCUGGAUGUAACGCGACCAAGCGAGUCGGAACUCGAACCAGAAGACCGAAUCGUUGACUCUGACUUCCGAGCCGUGAUCAUUUGCAUAUCCUCCUUCCUCCUCAUCUUCACCACAUGCGGGACUCUCUUCUCCUUUGGGGUCUUUCAAGAUCUCUACCAGACCAUGUCACAUGAGCCAGGCAACCCUUUCAGCGGCGCGUCACCCGCCAUGAUCGAUCUUGUGGGCACCCUUGGUGUCUCCUUCCAGAGCGUCUUUGCACCCUUCGCCACGGCUUGGGCUAAGCGCUUCUCGCCGACAGCAGUGAGCUCCCUGGGUGGACUCAUGUUUCUCCUGGGGUGCAUUCUAGCGAGCUACUCCACAAAGCUCUGGCAAUUCAUCCUGACCCAAGGUAUGAUGCUUGGUAUCGGGACGUGCCUGUCCAACAUGCCAGCCGUGACGGUCGCUCCGACAUGGUAUGGGCCCCGCCGCGGUCUAGCCAUGGGGAUCAUCCUCUCAGGGACUGGCGUCGGAGGCGUCGCGUGGACCCCUGUGAUUCAGGCCCUCAACCAACGAUAUGGGUUCCGAAUGACGCUCCGGAUCGCAGGGGCAGUUACCGCUGGGAUGAUCGUCCUCCCUGCGACUCUGUUGCGAUGGGACUCUGCGUCUCAGCGUCGGAUCGAUCAAGAACGACGGAACAUGUCACUCGCUGCAAAGAUCCUGAACAUUCCUCUGCUCGACUGGCAAGUAGCCAACUCGCGCAAGUUUACCGCUCAGCUGUUCAGCGCGUCGUGUCAAGGUGCAGCGUACUAUACGCCAAUCUUUUUCUUCUCCGCCUACGCGAGAACUUUGGGAUACAGUGCCACGACAGGAGCCAGCUUUAUCGCCAUCACCAAUGCCUGCAAUGCCAUUGGCAAGAUUGGCGUGGGGUUCGUAGCGGACAAAUGGGGUCGCCUCAACUCGCUCUUCGUCACGACACUGAUCUCUACGGCAAUCACCUUUGGCCUGUGGCUGCCUUCCACCCUUGACAUUGACGUUGUACCCAGUCGCGUGCUGUUCAUCGCCUACUCGAUCGCCUUUGGUCUCUUUGCAAGUCCGUAUGUGGCUCUCUUCCCCACCAGCUUAGUCGAACUCUUUGGGCCGGCACACUUUGCAAGCGUCAAUGGGUGUCUGUACAUGGCAAGGGGAAUCGCAGCACUCAUAGGUACGCCAGUGGCUGGCGCGCUGAUCAUGCGAGACGUGGACUCGCCACAGGCUUAUCGCUCCAUGACCAUCAUGGUGGGAGCAUUGCUGGCCGCGGCGAGUGGUGGAGUUUUAUGGGCAAGGAUAGAGAACAGGAGGUGAUACGAAUGCAUCACAGUGGCCAUGGACUACAGUCAGCAGAGCUUUUCAAAUGUACGCUCACCUCGUCUGGGUCAGAUUCUGAUGCACCGCCUUGACCUGCAUAUACGUCUCCAUGCCAUUCACUCCGAGUUCUCUCCCUAUCCCACUCUGCUUGAAUCCACCAAAUGGUGCGCCAUUGUCCACCAACAUGUAUUCGUUGAUCCAGACUGUCCCGGCAUUUAGCGCUCGACUGACUCUCGUGGCUUGGCGAGUGUCAUUGGUGAACACUGCAGCAGCGAGACCAUAAGUCGUAUUAUUGGCCAUGGCAACGCCCUCCGUCUCGUCGUCAAAGGUAGAGACGCAUACGACGGGCCCAAAGAUCU